AUAUUUUUCUCCAAUAGUUAACUGGAAGUAAAUGCAGGAACCGGUCAUGUUAUUCAGUAAACAUCACAUAGUUUCUUCACUAGUUAUAUAUUUUUAUUUCAUAUCAAUGAAUGGAGUUACAGCAGGAAGUAAAGUAUUUCCAGCAAAUUUCAUGUUUGGAGUAGGAUCAUCAGCAUACCAAACUGAAGGCUCUAGGUCAGAUGAUGGCAAAGGCGAUAACAUUUGGGACAACUACAUCUCGACCUCAUCUGGAAACUCAACAUACAUCUCUAACGAUUCGUAUGAAAAAUAUAAGGAGGACGUCGCACUUAUCGCCAAGAUGAAACUAAAAUUCUACAAGUUUUCUUUGUCAUGGACUAGGAUCCUUCCAAGUGGCUUCAACGACUCCAUAAACGAAAUGGGUGUAAACUACUACAAAAAUCUCAUCCAAGAAUUGGAAACCCACAAUAUCACGCCCAUAGUUACGAUUUACCAUUGGGACCUGCCUCAAUCGAUACAGAAACUUGGUGGUUGGACUAACACGUCGAAUAUCCAGUUCUUCGUGGACUAUGCCAGAGUGGUUUUCCAGAGUUUUGGCACUGUCAAGUACUGGCUGACGAUGCACGAGCCGAAACAGAUAUGUAGAGGGGGGUAUGGGGAUGGAAGUCUCGCCCCAUUCAUCUCAGAAAGUGGGGUGCUGGAUUACCAAUGUGCUUAUGUUGUUUUGAAAGCACAUGCUGCUGUCUACAGGAUGUAUCGUACCGAGUUUCCAAAUGCUGGAGGAAAAAUGUCUAUUGCUUUGGAUGGCUCUUGGUCAGUACCUGCGAGGAACACCAGUACUGAUCAGACAGCUGUCAAUAGAAGACACCAAUUCGAGUUUGGUUUUUAUGCAAAUCCCAUUUUCGUUAAUGGAGACUGGCCUAAUACAGUGAAACAGAUUGUUAAUCCAGGUAAUAAAGGGGAUUCUCGCCUUCCAACUUUCACUAAGGAAGAACUUGCCCAAAUCAGAGGUUCAGCUGACUUUUUGGCUCUGAAUUACUAUGAAGCUCGCAUGGUACAAUAUGUUCGCUCAAAGUCAAAUGGCAGCAUUCCUAGCUACGAGCAAGAUAUGCGAAUGAAUAUCUCGAAAAAUUCCACAUGGGCUGAAGGUGCCAACGGAUUCACGAUUGUACCUUGGAGUAUUAGAAGUUUCCUCAAUUGGACAAAAAGAGAAUAUAGAAAUCCUGAAAUUAUCAUAACUGGCAAUGGUGUAGCAGAUGAUGGUUCUCUACAGGACACUUUGAGGAUCAACUAUAUGGCGGACUACCUAUCAAAUAUUUUGGAUGCCAUCCAUAUUGAUAAAGUUAAUGUCACUGGCUACAUCUUCUGGAGCUUAUUGGAUAGCUUCGAAUGGACAAAUGGAUACAACAUACAUUUCGGUUUAUACAGUGUCGACCGGAAUUCGACUGAAAGAACUAGAAUAGCAAAAGACUCUUCUGAGUUUUAUCGAAGAAUUGCUACAGAAUAUAAAAUUCCUGUUACAACAGAUACAACAACGUUUUCUACUAUAUCUACAACUGGAUCUAUAGAUGAUGACAGUUCAAAUUCAGAUUCUGAUAGAACUGACAAAACAACUACAACUAAAUUGUCUACGAGUACUGAUGCUGGAACUACACCAACCUUUACCGAACCCACUACUCAUUCUUCUGAUAUUGUAUCUACUAAAUCAACAACUUCUUCUCUAGUUGUUACAACAACUACAUUUUCUGGGAGUAGUACUGUAAUAUUAUGUUCGUUUAUUCUGUUGGCAGUAUCCAUAAUGUUAUCAUUAUUUUACUCGAAUGGAUUUCACAUGAUAUAUUCAUUGUCGAAGGGUUCUGAGAAAAUAGUAUGA
This is a messenger RNA of Phaedon cochleariae (mustard beetle), 1852 nucleotides long. The record is from the annotation of a GenBank genome assembly. Lineage: Eukaryota; Metazoa; Arthropoda; Insecta; Coleoptera; Chrysomelidae.